UGUCAGUAGUGUGUCAUUUAGUGAAAAAGAAGGCUGAGUUUUUUUGUUGUGUUCGCCAACAGAACUAAAAUAUUAAUAAUAAGUAAAUCAGAGUAUAUUGAUUCAUGUUAAACUCGAUAUGAAGCCACUGAUAGAUUUUGACGAGUGCCUUAGGGACUCGCCUAAGUUUAGGGAGCAACUGGAAACAGAAGAAGCUAGUAUCGAUGCUUUGGAACAGAAGCUAGACAAGGUCUUAAAAGCAUGUUCUCUCAUGAUAGAUACAGGGAAAACAUACAUGACUCACAGAGGCACAUUCACGAAUGCGCUAUGGGACUUGACUGGAAGCUUCUCGGAGGAUCCUGCCGUGAUGGCCAUGCUCAACAGGAUGAUCCAUGCCUUGCAAGAGAUGAACAAAUUCCACUCCAUACUGUUGGACCAGGCAUCUAGAACUGUGCUUAAGAAUCUCACUGCUUUCAUCAAAGUGGAUAUAAAAGGUGUCAAGGAAAGCAAACAUCAUUUCGAUAAAAUCUCAAAUGAUCUGGAUAUAGCGUUAAUUAGGAAUUCACAGGUGUCACGUCACAAAAUGGCUGACGUGGAGGAGGUAGUGAAUCUCCUGCUGGCGACGCGGUCGUGCUUCCGCCACACCGCGCUCGACCACGUGCAGAAGAUCACCAUGAUGCAGGCGAGGAAGCGGCACGAAAUACUCGCCACAUUCCUGUCGUAUUUGCAAGCGUGUUGCACAUACUAUCAUCAGGGCGCCGACUUAUCAGAAGAUUUAGAACCUUUUCUUAAAUCGACUGCUGAAGAAAUAUCAACAAUGCGUAACGAUACUAAGAUAUUAGACAAAGAGAUGGAAAACCGUCACACGAUCGUGAAUAGUAAGGACACAGUAUUGCCGAGCUGCAAGGCGAGCGAGGGCGAAGGUGACUGCAAGGACGGGCUUUUGAGCACACCAUGUUUGAAAAACUUGCCGAGGAUGCAAGGAUACUUGUUCAAGAGGACUUCGAACGCGUUCAAGACGUGGAACAGACGAUGGUUUUAUCUGUAUGAUAAUCGACUUGUGUACAGGAAAAGAACCGGUGAACUGAACGUGACGGUGAUGGAGGAAGACCUCAGGUUGUGCACAGUAAAGCCCGUGCCUGAUGGAGAGAGGCGAUUCUGUUUCGAAGUUUUGUCGCCUUCCAAAAGUCACAUGCUGCAAGCCGACUCAGAAGAGAUGUUGAACUCGUGGAUCACGGCGCUGCAGAACGGCAUCCGGUCCGCCAUACAGCAGGGCCAGAGCCGCGAGAACCCCGAGUCGCAGCUCGUGCUGGUGCCCGACGACACGCGGCCGCCGGACCACACGCACAACGUCACCAGCGGCGCCAUGAAGAAAGUCAGGAUAUGGGAGCAGCUACUCAGUAUUCCGGGCAAUAAUUACUGCUGCGAUUGCGGCAGUCCCAACCCUCGCUGGGCCAGCAUCAACCUCGGCAUCACACUUUGUAUAGAAUGUUCCGGUAUUCAUCGUUCUCUAGGCGUUCAUGUUAGCAAAGUGCGUUCUCUGACAUUAGACGAUUGGGAACCGGAUAUAAUAAAGGUAAUGGCGGAGUUAGGAAACAAAAUUGUGAAUUUAAUAUACGAAGCCAACGCAGAAGGCUCUACUAUACAGAGGGCGACGCCGGAUUGCGAAACAUGCGUGCGUGAGAACUGGAUCCGCGCGAAGUACGUGUCGCUGGUGUUCGUGAAGGACAUCGUGAGCAGCGGCGCGGCGCUCGGCGCCGACUCGCCGCUCAAGAACGGACGGCGCUGGUCCGUGCGCCGCGCCCGGAGACGGGUGAGGGCAGCACCUGCUGUGCCAGAAACAAUUAAUGACGAAAAGAGUGACGACAGCAACUCAAGCGUAUCAGAAAAUUCAACGAAAUCUGACGGCAGUCCAGUGUUGGUGAUUGGUAAUGAGUUGGACAGUGAUCGAGGCGUCGAUCUCAGCUUACCCUCUGAUCACGAUUCUACUGAAGGCGAGGACGGUGAUGAAAUCGAAGUGUCUCCGGAGGAGGCGAGCGGGCUGUCGGCGGACGCAGUGCUGUGUGCGGCUGCGCGUGCGCACAACGUGCCCGUCAUGCGCGCCGCACUCGCCGCGCGCGCCGACGUGCAGCGCGCCGGGCCCGCCGGACACACGCCGCUGCACCGCGCCGUGCUCAGCGGGUCGGUAAUGGCUUGUUCAUUCCUUCUACUCAACGGCAGCAAGCUCAACGUUCAAGACGACGAAGGCAAAACACCACUCCACCUCGCCACUGACGCGGGACAUACUGGACAAGUUUGCCUUCUGUUGCGGUAUCGCGCCGACCAGUCGAUAGUGGACAACGAGGGCAACACGCCGCUGGACAUCGCCGUACGAAAUGCGAAUGCUGAUAUCGUUACAUUGUUACGGCUAACGAAACUGAACGAGGAGAUGCGCGAGAGCGAGAUGUCGUCCAACGACGACACGUACAACGAGGUGUUCCGCGACUACACGCAGCUCGCGCACUCGCACCCCGAGCGGCUCGUCCGCGCCAAGCACAACAACAACGAAGGCGAGCAGCAAGCGAGCGAAUGACGAAGCGGGAACGGCGCGCGACGUCGAUGGCUGUGGUAACCACACACUGUACUCGAGACAUUCGGUAUCUACUAUUAUGGUAUCUUAUAUUACAAGCUUUCUCUUCCCUGUUAAGUAUUUGACCGACUUUGUUAUAUGUCUUAUAUCUAUAAAUGUUAAAGUUGGACUGAAUGUUCCCAUCAAUCACAUUGAUAUAACUAAUGCAGGACCAGUGAGAUUGUUUAGUUUUUUGGAACUCCAACGGGCCAAAACCUAAUAUUUUUUACCUUUUCAAUUUGAGUCUUACAAAGUGGCCUAAUACUGCGCCGUAUCAAUGAAUUUCUGUUUAUAACAUAUUCAUAAAUUUAUUUUUGUAUAUUAUUUUUAAUUGUCUUAUAUUACUUUACAAUAUUGUACAACAUUAUUGAAUGAAAUUAUAUUUUGUAUUUUUUCGGAUGUUUUUCACACAUUUGUGUAAUAAUAUGGAUCUCUUGAAAUGUUUAUUAAGGCUUUAUCGAUAUAUCAACAACUAUAUUCAAUGAAUUUUGUGCUGCCAAAUUCUCAUAAUCAAUUUUUAAACACGUGUACAUGUAUGUGUAAUAUUUUCUUCCAAUGUAUUACUCGAUAUUAGCAAGUAAUAACAAAUAUAGUAGUAGUUUGAAGAAUUAGGAUACCUGUUACAAAUACACUUCCAUCAUAAAAUAGGACGUUGUAAAAUGUGAUUUUAGUACACGUAAAAAUAGACAUUAAUCGAUAUCAUUUUGAAUCGAUUUGCUGCGCUUCCCUAAUGAUCGAAUCCUUAGUUUUAGGUUAAGCUCUUAUAAAGCUCUUUUAAUGUUUUAGAUUAACGUUAAAAAAUAUUCUUUCUAAUUUCAAAAUACACACAUCAACUUAUAAAGGAAUAUUAUUUUCCAUUAUUCUACCAAUCCAUAAUUUUUGCCAAAAAAUUUGAAUUUUAAUCUUGUUAUGUAUAUAGAUUAUAUAGUAUGAAUGCAUAAAUACAGUCUAGCGAAAUCGUACGAGUAUCCAUUAUCCUAACCUAAGUCUAAAUAUGCCAUUUUAACUCACGAAUGAUUUAAAGCGCAGUUUGUUUGCAUUGCCUGCGAGCAUGACGUGGGCAUUUUGAAAACCCUUGUGCAGUGAUCCCCGUUUGCAACCCUUUGUUGAAAUAAAUGUGUCUAAUGGAAGGUUUCCCCAUAAACUACAGGGUAAGUACAUAAGGUACGGUUAAGGUAAGUCCGAAUAAGUGGAAAGACAGUUGAUUCAAAAUGAAUUCUAACCCCUAAUCAAAAUAGAUUUAACGGCCAUUGGAUGGCACUUUGGGCUGUGUGCUCCAUGUUAGAGAAUCAUAAAAAAAAUAUAUAUAAAUCAUAAAUAUUUUUUAAGACCAUGUUUUUAUCUCCAUGUUAUUGAGUUUAGUGGUAACUUUGAAUCCAACAGCCUUCCCCCUAAUUCGAACUUACCCUGACUCUAUACGCUUCUAGAAAGUUCGACAUUUUAAUAACUCCUUAUCACACGGUGGGAAGUGGACAAAUAUAUAUGCAACUGUUCCGUAUCCUAUAUGAUUAAUUUCGUUCCGAGUUAAGACUUAUUACUGCUCUCCAAGAAUCUGCCAACUUCAUCGCUCGGUGUUACAAAUGCCACUGCCGACACUCGCUUAAGGAGUUGCAGUGGUGGGAGUGAAGCAGGGGCGUAACUACCACCAUAUCCGUGAUAUGGGGCCCCUCUUGGCUUAUACCUACAUUAAACUAAGUGAGCGCCCAAAAGUUCGAUUCAUGAACCAGAUCAACAAUUAUAGAUAUAGGGCCCCUCUAAGACAAACUACGCUACUGGCCAGGAUAAUCUCAUGAAUAACUCCUUGCAAUUCCUUGACAAAGUUGAUGUGUGUAAUGUAUACUUCGGUAAUCAAAAAGGCCAUGAGAUGGCAGUGUGAUGUGCUUUACUGAACCAAAGAUACGAGUAUUGGAAUAUUCUGGCGAAACUAAUGUCUAUCAGUUUGUUUACUAAAAUAUUGAUGUUUACAUUCCGGAUUGUUUAAAAGUUCAGAGCAAUAUGUUAUGAUCGGUAAUGUGAUUGACCGUUAGUUUUUCCGUUAGAUAAAUAGUGAACUAUAGUGGCGAUGGAUGAAGUUUUUCAAAAGGAAACCCGACAUAGGUACUAUUGAUAUGCAAGAAUGCGAUUUGUAAAUCGUUUCUAUGUUAAAAUUAUAUUUUACAUAAGUCACGAAAGGGAAGUCGGCUGGAAUCGAUUUAUAUGGACCCUUCGCCACUGGUGAACUAACAUUAGAUGACUGCAUCUAUUGUUACGGGCUGGACAUACUCGGAAUUUAUAAAAACAUUUUUUCAACAAGUAAAGUAUUGAAAAUAAUUUUGUAAAUGUUAUUACAUUUAAUUGUGGUUAUUUAUUUUUGACUACACACUUGCUAAUAUGGUAUGUGUUGUGUAAUCACUGUGUAAAGGCUGGUCAUAAUAUUUCUCUGAACUGAACCUAUUUACUAAUCAUUCCAAAAUAAUUCGCAUUUAAAUUAAAAUGAAUUUAUGCUAUUAUAUGAUUGGGCUCAGUUUUGAAUCUCAGUGUAUUUUGUUUUUUAUACACCUUUAUUGUAAUUAAAUAUAUAUAACCUAAAUAUUCACUUGCCAAUUUUUCUAUGUUACACCGUAAGACUUGCCUAUGGUCAUUAAAUUCGAUGUCAUGUCAAUAAAAAAAAAAUGUUUUACGAAUUUAAUUAAACAUUUUUAAAUGAUAUUUUGAGACAAUGUAAGGUUUAAGAAUUUUAUGUAAAUCAAAAAUGCACGAAAAAUGCAAUCCUAUAAAUUAUUUUAAUAUCCAACAGUAUUAGUUCGUAUUUGUGUCUAUAAAGUUAGAUCGCUAGUUGUUUUUUUUUUACUAAGGCAACUCAAAAAGUAGUUGAUCCUCUAUGCUCACUGCCGCCCAUAAAUACUGAUAAUCAAACGAAAUCUUAUAAAUAUAACUGAUAUAAAAAGGAAUGAAGAAUUGGAAAAAAAUACAUUCUGAAUUUCUUUAAAAAUGUUUAAUUUCAUUUCAAUGCACUCUAUUGUUAACAAUUGAACUUGUUCCCGUUUUUUUAAUGUUUUUUUAUUAAUUAGAAUAAGUAUUAAGUACUGUAACGUUACUUCGAAAUUAUUGUUAAGUAUAAUAUAAUGGGUAUUGAUUUUCGUUGUGUAAAAUUGCAUGUGUUAUACUGUAAUUAAAGCUUAUGAAAAAAUUGUUUCUGCAUUUCCAAACAAUUAAUAUUUUUCGCGAAUUUUCUACGGAACCUUUUUUUAAUUGGUUAUAACCAGGUCUUUUUGUCACUUCUUUUUUGGGAGCACGCUAAUUCUCAAAAGGUGUCCUAAAUUUUUUGCACCCCCUCCCUUCCUGUACUUUUUAAUAGUAUUUUUUUUUUAUAUUUUAGAAUUUUUUUUGGGCGCUUUGUGUGACGCCGCAUGUCCCCACAAAACAAGGCUUGGUUAUAACUAGUCGUAUUUCUGAAUCUGUCAGGUUGUGUGGUUUAUUAUAUUGGUAAUUAAUUUGUAUAAUCAGUUAUUUCAUAAAAUGUCCGAUCAAUAAUAAAUGACUUGGCGUUCAUGGCUAUCGUAAACAGUUCAGUAUCGCGUGGCAUUUUCCCGUAAAAAUGUUUAGGCCCCUUUGAUAUAGAAAUAUCGUUUAACCUACCCGACCUAAUUUGAUAAUGUUCGUAAACAGAGGUUAAUGGCUUGUUUUUUUAUUUGUUUAAAUUUGAACGAUGUUAGUGCCCAUGUGUCAUCAAUAUUUUGUUCUAAAGUGCACAGAUUGGCCUUCAAUUUGUUAUUGUAAAUAAAAAACAACUAUAAGAGAUAUCCGUAUUUAACAAAAAAGUUUACCAAAUGUACAUUUCGUCUUACUAGUAUUAUAUGUGAAGAGCCCUCUAGAUCUUCAUAGAAUUCCAAAUGACCCAUUUGUAUAUUAAAAACACAUUUCACGAAAUAACCGAUUGUACAAAAUGUUAACUACCUACUAUAAUAACUUCAUGUUCGUUAAGAGCUUAUGCUAUGAACUGUUAACAAAAUUUAAUUUUAAAAUUGCAUGCCAUAAACAGAGAAACAAGUUUCUCUGAAAAUGUUAUUAAUGUAAAAAUUAUACAUUAAAUGUGGUUAUUCCUUGUUACCAUUGAAUAUGAUAAUCUAUAUUAUUGUAAAGUAGUUUUUAUACAUAUAUGAGGUGAUCGAUAAUCUGAAGACUUAUGGCCAUAGCUUCAUUAGUCCCCAGACGUGGCAAACGGCGAUUUUAAAUGUAAUAAGUUAAUAAUAAUUUGCGAAGGUUCUUAUUGAAAUAAUUUUAGUAACGUAGGACGACGGUAUUCUUAAUCGAUUGCUCUGGUGGAACAAUCUUUACGGCUGCUUCCAAUAAAUUAUUCAAAUCUUAACCUUCGAUCUUGGUCCAAGGAUAAACUAAUGAAAAUAAAUAAUUUAUAAGUAUGUGAAAAAAUAUGUUGUAAUUGGUCCUUUUUCGCGAUGAAACGUAACGUAUACUAACUUGUGUUUAACGUUAUGGUUUCAACCUCUAAAGUAGGGAUACAAACCCACAAAACAUGUUUAUAGUAUUUUUAAGCAAUUAUAAAUAAUUUAAAUAUCUUCUUACAACAACGACUGAAGUAUGUAAAUACCAUACAACGAAAUUCUAUGCGCACGCGCAUCGUGCGUGACUAUAGUUUUACUAUCGUAUUCUGCUCAAAUCUUAUCGUAAUGAUGGUAGAAUAUUUAUAUCCGCCGGAACAGCCACCGCCGUACACAAAAUAUGAAACCCUCCAUAAUGGCUCAUGUAAGUGGAUCGCGUCACUAGAUCAGCCCAUGUAUAUCCGUUUUAAACAGGCCGGCAUAACUGAGACGACUGGCAAGUAGUAAUCAUCACUAAUUAGUCUAUCUACCUAGACCCUACUCCAGUUACCAUCAGGAGGGUUACUUCUCUGUUAAAAACCAUAAAAAUCAUUGUUUUUAUAAAGACGCGUCAGUCGCCCGUUUACGGUAUAGUGAAAAAUGGUUAAAUUCGCCAUUUGUCGCGUCUGGUACUGAAAAAGAGGAUAUCGGAACGUAAGCUCUUCUAAUACGAUAAACACUGGUAGAGGAACACAAUGUCUAUACGAAUAUACUUAAUAUUAAAUAUAACUAGUAUUGGAGGUUGUGGAACGUACAUUAUUGUGAAACGUUCCUGUGUAAUGCAGUUCAAAUCGAUUUGACUUCGAAACAAUCACAUUAUGAAUACUCUGUUAAAACGUUAUUAUCCAUAGUUGUAUUUAAAUAAACGAAAUAAAUGAUAA
This is a messenger RNA of Manduca sexta (tobacco hornworm), 7826 nucleotides long. RefSeq names its product arf-GAP with coiled-coil, ANK repeat and PH domain-containing protein 2 (gene CenB1A). The transcript is spliced from 20 exons. The coding region runs from base 119 to 2551 and encodes 810 amino acids. The record is from RefSeq and is a predicted model, not a curated record. NCBI's taxonomy places the organism in Eukaryota, Metazoa, Arthropoda, Insecta, Lepidoptera, Sphingidae. Gene Ontology annotation, molecular function: protein binding; GTPase activator activity. Gene Ontology annotation, cellular component: cytoplasm.